CCCCUAGACUACUAGAAGCUUCUCCUCUCUCCUCCACCCCGCGCCGCCCAAACCCUAGCCCUCGCCGCCAUGGCCCUCGCGCUGCGACUCCGGCGAGCCCUCGCCGCCGCCUCCACCUCCGCCUCCCCCUUCCUCCGCCCGGCCGCGUCCGCCUCCCGGUCUGCCCCCCUCGCGGCGGCGCCGCUGCCGCCGCCGCACCAGGUCUCGCGGCCGUGGCUCCCCGCCGCCGGGUUCCGGUCGUCGGCGGCGGCGUCGGCGGCGGCGCGCGGGGAUGACUACGGGAGGCGCGACGUGGACGAGAAGAUAUCCCCCGACGAGAUCCUCUUCGAGGGCUGCGACUACAACCACUGGCUCAUCACCAUGGAGUUCCCCGACCCCAAGCCCACCCGCGAGGAGAUGAUCGAGACCUACCUCCAGACCCUCGCCAAGGUCGUCGGAAGUUAUGAAGAGGCUAAGAAGAGGAUGUACGCUUUUAGUACAACAACAUAUGUUGGUUUUCAAGCUGUAAUGACUGAGGAGAUGUCAGAAAAGUUCCGUGGAUUGCCUGGAGUUGUAUUCAUAUUACCUGAUUCAUAUCUUUAUCCAGAGACAAAGGAGUAUGGAGGAGACAAAUAUGAAAAUGGUGUGAUCACCCCAAGACCACCUCCUGUUCAUUAUAGCAAACCUUCAAGGACUGACAGGAACCGUAACUAUCGUGGAAAUUACCAGAACGGUCCUCCACAGGGAAAUUACCAGAACAGUCCUCCACCAUAUGGCUCACAGCAAGAUGGAAGAGGCUAUGCCCCACGGCAGAAUUAUGCAGAUCGUCCAGGUUACAGUGGAACGUCUGGUGGCUACCAAAGUCAAACAACACAAUACCAAGGGCAUGCAAAUCCAGCUGGACAAGGUCAAGGUUACUACAACUCACAAGAGCGCAGGAACUUCAACCAGGGGCAGGGAGGCGAUUUCAGGCCUGGCGGCCCUUCAGCGCCUGGAACUUAUGGUCAACCACCAGCACCUGGAAAUUAUGCGCAACCACAUCCACCAACUUAUCCUGGAAGCAACCAAGGAGCUCCUGGUGUAAAUCCUGGUUAUGGUGGAAACAACAGGCAGGGGCCUGGACCUGCAUAUGGAGGAGAUAACUGGCAAGGGGGUUCUAAUCAGUAUCCUAGCCAAAGCGAAGGACAACAAGAGAGCUGGCGGGGAAGGCAAUAAGGGCUUUAACAUGUGUUCCAGUCACGGACGAGAGGGCAUAAUUAUGCUGCUUGAAAUGUAGAAACUCCCACCUGUACAAUAAAUGACUGCGCUGCUUUACUAUUUCUUGCUGCUUGCAUUCAUGUUCUGAAGAAUGAGCUAAGCCUAGUACCAACAGUCUAAAUGGAUGCAGACAUUAAUUUUGUUGUUCUUAGCCAUAUUGUCAUUUACAUCACAAGGGCUCUUCAUUUUUAAUGAUUGGCAUGCGUGUCUAUCACUAAUUGAAUCGUGGCAUCGGCCUACAGUUGCUAGUUCCCAGAAGUUGAAUCUUAUCACAGAUGGAAUGAACAAUAUAUUGAAGGUUAGCUUUAUAUAACCUG
Molecule: messenger RNA, 1553 nt
Organism: Oryza sativa Japonica Group (Japanese rice)
Lineage: Eukaryota; Viridiplantae; Streptophyta; Magnoliopsida; Poales; Poaceae
Product: DAG protein, chloroplastic
Biological process (GO): cytidine to uridine editing; mitochondrial mRNA modification
Cellular component (GO): mitochondrion
Source: RefSeq, a predicted model, not a curated record